Messenger RNA from Synchiropus splendidus (mandarinfish), 2210 nucleotides. RefSeq names its product basigin (gene bsg). The record is from RefSeq and is a predicted model, not a curated record. The transcript is spliced from 9 exons. Lineage: Eukaryota; Metazoa; Chordata; Actinopteri; Syngnathiformes; Callionymidae. Bases 144 to 1313 code for a protein of 389 amino acids.
GGCGUGUGCGUGCGGUGCAACUAGAGGACGAGUGGCUCCAUCAGACCCACGAACAUUCAGCUCGGUCAUCGAACGGGAAGCCGACGGUCGAGACGGCGUCGAGUUUAUUUCACAAUCUAGUCGCUGCUAGAUUCGUAUCCACCAUGAAGACACUUUGGGUCGUCAGCGUCCUUCUGUUGAGCUGCUGGCGAGCAAACGCGUCCACAGCGGGUUUUAUCAAGUCUCCUCUAUCACGGAUGAAGUUGAUCAAUGACAGUGCUGAGCUGCACUGUGAGGUCAUUGGGGAACCCAUUCCUGAGGUUCAGUGGUGGUUCAUAGAGGGCGAAGAAUCCAACGAGACCUCGACACAGCUUUUUGAUGGUGCACGAGAUGACCGCGUGCAAAUAAAUGCCACAUAUAUCGCACACGCCACCAGCACCAUUUAUCUCACUAGCCUUACCCUAGACGACUCGGGUACAUACGAGUGCCGGGCUUCAAACGACCCUGACCGCAACGAACUGAAGAAGACGCCUAAAAUCAAGUGGAUCCGCUCGCAGGCAAAUGUUAUUGUCAUUGAAAGUCCGCAAAUCAUCACGGAUCCUGUUGAGGUCAGCAACCAGACCUCUGCUACACUCACCUGCAACUUGACAGAGACAACUCUUCCAGUUAAGGGCUCCCACUGGCUUCACAACGGCAAAAUUAUCGACAAGUCCAAAUCCACUGAAUCCAAAACAUACACUGUUUACAGUUUGGAAAAGAUCACCCAUAGUAGUGGUGGGAAAUAUGAGUGUGUAUUCCUGACUGAGCCAGUGGUGCAGCAGACCAUUGAAGUCAAAACCCUUCCUCACGUUUCUGCCUACAAGCACUCCGAGCAUGGCAACGAGCAGGACAAAGGAGUAAUGGUGUGCGUGAGCCACAGUUAUCCCCUGCCAACCUCCUGGAUGUGGUACAGGGAAGACGAUGGCAGCCCGACAGCCAUUGUCAAUGGAACCAGCAAAUAUGAGAUCAAGAGUACCCCCGAGAAGACCACCUUGACUGUGAAUGACCUGGACAUGGAGACUGACAUUGCCGACUACACCUGCACUGGUACGAAUGACCUGGGAUCCAGCAGCGACAAAAUCCACCUGCGCGUCCGCAGCCGCCUGGCGGCUCUGUGGCCCUUCCUGGGUAUUCUGGCCGAGGUCAUCAUCUUGGUGACCAUUAUCCUCAUCUAUGAGAAGAGGAGAAAGCCUGAUGAGGUCACUGACGAUGACGACUCAGGUGCUGCUCCCCUGAAGAGCAAUUCCACCACCAACCACAAAGACAAGAAUGUGAGGCAAAGGAACUCCAACUAGACACAAAAGGUGGACGUCCAGCUGGCAGAGGCAUACUCAGCUGCUGUGUGGCACAUUCUAUGAUACAACUAUGGUUUUAAGUACCUUUUUGUGUUUGAGUGUAAUGUAAUAAGAAACUUACUUCCUUGACUUUAAUUUUCUUUCCUGCUCUCCUCCUCUCCACUCAGCGUGGCUGGAGAAGUAUGUGCGACUUACAUUCUGCUUGAGGCUUUGGGCGAAUAUUGCAUGAGACGAAGUGGCGUUUUUAGCUUCCGUGUGUGUUCAGUGUAGAAAGAUCCAAAUGUUGAAUGCUUAGUUAGUGUUGAUCUUCUCUUCACUCACUCUUGUCAGUCUUUAUGGUUUCAUAUACUCUCAAGAAACGACUACUAGCAGCACAAGACAUUUCGAUCCUGACGCAUCACUCCCCUCUCAUAGCUUAAUAGCAGGAGGAACACUGCAUCUCAUCCCUUCGCCACUACAGUUUUUUUUUCUUUUGCCUUAAUGAGCAUCACUUUUUCAUGUUACAAAAUGAAUGUAACAUAUUUCAUUGAAGGAAUACUCAUCUACUUUUUCUUUUUGCCAUGAUAAAGUUUUUAUCAACAAUUUUAUUUUGCUUCUUGUUUGUUGGUUUUAAACGCCGUUUUAACAGAAGGACCAACUGCAAUAUCUUGUUUGACUUAUAUUUGACCACUGAUGGUUUUCUGAGGUAGAACACUUGUGCGGACUGUUAGGACGCCUCAUCGUUCCAUCACUGUGUACACGAAUCGGAAGCCAUACGUUUCAUUAAACCUAUUGUGAUCGGAUGUGUCCAUUUGCAGUUUGUUCACCAUAAUAACCUGAGCUGUAUAGAACCUCGAAGUACAUCAACUACCAUCCUCUUGUACAGAGGCACAAUCUGAAUAAAGGUAUUUGAUUUAA